Molecule: messenger RNA, 1037 nt
Organism: Camellia sinensis
Lineage: Eukaryota; Viridiplantae; Streptophyta; Magnoliopsida; Ericales; Theaceae
Product: transcription initiation factor TFIID subunit 10
Biological process (GO): transcription initiation at RNA polymerase II promoter
Cellular component (GO): nucleus; SAGA complex; transcription factor TFIID complex
Molecular function (GO): RNA polymerase II general transcription initiation factor activity; promoter-specific chromatin binding
Source: RefSeq, a predicted model, not a curated record
CUCAAAUCAAAUCAAUUGAUGAUCGAUCUGCAAAUCUCUGUCUCUCUCUCUCUCAUCCGCGAUCGAUCCCUCAUCUCUGUUCACUCAAGUCCAGGUGCGACAUCUUGUUCUCCGGCGACGGCAGCGUAAGUUCAGGUUUCCUUAACAAUCAAGGUUUUAGAACAUUGGUAAGAAGGCCUACCUCGCAGUUCAAAGGGGGAGAGAGAGUUAAGACAAGCAAAGAUGAACCACAAUCACAGUCAGCAAUCGAGUGAUGGUAGGCACGAUGAUGAUACUGUGCUCUCUGAUUUCCUUGCGUCCUUGAUGGACUACACCCCCACUAUUCCAGACCAAUUGGUGGAGUAUUACUUGGCGAAAAGCGGGUUCCAAUGUCCCGAUGUUCGAUUAAUCAGGCUGGUGGCUGUUGCUACGCAGAAGUUUAUUGCAGAGGUUGCAACUGAUGCUCUUCAGCAAUGCAAGGCAAGGCAGGCAGCUGUAGUCAAGGACAAGAGGGAUAAGCAGCAAAGGUGCUCUCAUUUUACUUAUGAUAAGGGUUUAAUCUUGACAAUGGAGGACCUCUCCAAGGCUCUGCGUGAGUAUGGCGUGAAUGUGAAGCAUCAAGAGUAUUUUUCUGAUAGCCCCACAGCUGGGUUCGAUCCUGCUUCAAGAGAUGAAUGAGCUCAGCGCCUUGUAUCUGUAAAAACAAAUUCUUCAUGGUGGCUUGCAUUUUGAUUUCAACUUUUAACUAAUUUGCAGGGCUACGAAAAUACUCCAUUAUUUUUACAUAUUACGUCAUCAAUCUAUAGAUGAUUUCAUCUCAUGGUCUUGUUGCUACACAAUUAGGUAGAUGCAGUUAUCCUGUAUUCUUCCUAUCUCUCUUCCCUCCACAAAAGGGAAAAAAAAAAUGGAAAAAGAAAGAAAGAAAGAAAUGGAAACAAAUACUUUAUUUGUAUUUGUAUUUUAUUUUUUAUUAAUGAGAGGAUAUUAUGCUGGAUUUUGAAAGCAUUUGAAACUGGCAAGGUCUAUUUCUUAAAUAAAUGUAGGAAUUUGUUGAACAA